AUGGAUGGAGUCAUCAAGAGAGGACCCCAUGUCUCAUCUUGUGCCAGAAACUAUUUGGCUCUGGUCUUCGGUAUUCGUUCCCUCGUUGUUAUCACCAACACAUUCACCAUUUGGAAGGAUGACUUUCUCGAUCUGAAGUGUAAUUCCACCCGGGUGGGCUGUCACCACCAAUGUUAUACGCAGUUUUCACCUAUGUCGCCAUUUAUCUUAUUCAUACUGCAAAUCGUGUUCAUUUUCACCCUCUCGAUGGCAAACUAUUUAUACAACAGAGACAGUCUGUAUGUGUCACAGAACAAAGAAUGGAAAACAGGCUUUAUCAACAUGCUUGCCAAAAUACUAAUUGAAGGAUUCUUCCUGUUUUUGCAUCAUAUGCUCUACCCAAAUAUACUGAGGCCUCACAUAUUUGAAUGUCACAUAACUCCCUGUGAAAAGACUGUGGUUUGCACAAUGUUGAAAAGCCAACAGAAAGAUGUCUUUGUGAUGUGGAUGUACAUAUGUUCAUGUGCUUCUCUCUUGAUUGGGGUUAGAGAGAUAUACUCUUCAGUAGCAAAACAUACUUCUAAAAGCCGCAUAUAUUACCUGUAA
Messenger RNA from Rhincodon typus (whale shark), 585 nucleotides. Its product is annotated as gap junction beta-5 protein-like. The record is from RefSeq and is a predicted model, not a curated record. Gene Ontology annotation, biological process: cell communication. The coding region runs from base 1 to 585 and encodes 194 amino acids. Gene Ontology annotation, cellular component: connexin complex. NCBI's taxonomy places the organism in Eukaryota, Metazoa, Chordata, Chondrichthyes, Orectolobiformes, Rhincodontidae. The transcript is spliced from 2 exons.